Papaver somniferum (opium poppy) is the source of this 360-nucleotide messenger RNA. Its product is annotated as glycine-rich protein 1-like. The coding region runs from base 1 to 360 and encodes 119 amino acids. NCBI's taxonomy places the organism in Eukaryota, Viridiplantae, Streptophyta, Magnoliopsida, Ranunculales, Papaveraceae. The transcript has a single exon. The record is from RefSeq and is a predicted model, not a curated record.
AUGAUCCUUGACUCUGAUGCGGACGAACCGGCAUAUCCUCAAGAGGCUGUUGGAGCAGUUUCAGAAAAUGAUGUCGGUGCGGCUCACGAGAAGGAGGAGACUGAAACGGCUUCUGGAGAGGACGCCAAAGAGACCGUUGAGGAUGCUAUUGAAGCGGCCGUCGGAGAAGGCGUUGGAGAAGCCGUUGGAGAGGGUGCUGGAGCAGCCGUUGGAGAGGGUGCUGGAGCAGCCGUUGGAGGGGGUGCUGGAGAAGCCGUUGGAGAAGAUGCUGGAGCAGCCGUUGGAGGGGGUGCUGGAGCGGCCGUUGGAGAGAAUUCCAGUGCAGGCGCCACUGACCUUGACAUUGAUAUUGAUAACUAG